This is a messenger RNA of Lodderomyces orthopsilosis Co 90-125, 1776 nucleotides long. RefSeq names its product 2-isopropylmalate synthase (gene LEU4). Gene Ontology annotation, molecular function: 2-isopropylmalate synthase activity. Gene Ontology annotation, cellular component: mitochondrion. The record is from RefSeq and is a predicted model, not a curated record. Gene Ontology annotation, biological process: L-leucine biosynthetic process. Bases 1 to 1776 code for a protein of 591 amino acids. The transcript has a single exon. NCBI's taxonomy places the organism in Eukaryota, Fungi, Ascomycota, Pichiomycetes, Serinales, Debaryomycetaceae.
AUGAUGUUCCCACAACUCAAGCUCUUUUCAAGAGCUGCAUCACGUAUCCCACCCGUGAAACUACAGUACAAAAACAUGCUUAAAAAUCCAUCCACUAAGUACCCACCACCAAAACAAAUCAAAUUAGAACAUCGUGAAUGGCCCAGUAAAGUAGUGGCAAAAGCACCAAGAUGGUUGUCUACCGAUUUACGUGAUGGUAAUCAAUCAUUACCUGAUCCAAUGUCAAUACUGGAAAAAAAGGAAUAUUUUCAUAAAUUAAUUGAUACUGGAUUUAAAGAAAUUGAAGUUAGUUUCCCACUGGCUUCACAAACUGAUUUUGAUUUUACUCGAUAUGCAGUUGAGAAUGCUCCUGAGGACGUUGCCAUUCAAGUCUUGACUCAAUCGAGAGAACCUUUGGUUAGAAGAACGGUUGAAUCAGUAAAAGGAGCUAAAAAAGCCAUCAUUCACAUUUAUUUAGCUACUUCGGAUGUGUUUAGGGAGGUCGUAUUUGGUAUGUCACAAGAAGAUGCUAUUGCUAAAGCUGUUGAAACUACCAAGCUAGUCAGAAGCUUAACCAAAGAUGAUCCUGCCAUGAGUGAAACUGAAUGGAAUUUGGAAUUUUCACCAGAAUGUUUUUCCGAUACACCAGUUGAAUUUGCCGUGGCAAUUUGUGAAGCCGUGAAACAAGCAUGGGAACCAACUGUUGAACAUCCAAUGAUUUUCAAUUUACCAGCAACAGUUGAAGUUGCCGGCCCCAAUGUUUACGCCGACCAAAUUGAAUAUUUCUGUAAACAUAUUACUGAACGUGAGAAAGUUGUUGUUUCCGUCCAUUGUCAUAAUGAUCGUGGCUGUGGGGUUGCAGCUACUGAGUUGGGGUUACUUGCUGGUGCUGAUCGUGUUGAAGGUUGCAUAUUCGGAAAUGGUGAACGUACAGGAAAUGUUGAUUUAGUCACGGUUGCAUUAAACUUGUACACCCAAGGUAUUUCCCCCAAUUUGGAUUUUUCCGAUAUACAAAGUUUAAUUGAUGUAAGUGAACGUUGCAACAAGAUCAAAGUUCCUGAAAGAGCACCAUAUAGUGGAUCACUUGUGGUUUGUGCUUUUAGUGGAUCACAUCAAGACGCUAUUAAAAAGGGAUUCAGUUAUGAACGUAAUGAUGGAAAAUGGGCAGUUCCUUAUUUACCUUUGGACCCCAAAGAUAUUGGAAGAACGUAUGAAGCUGUUAUUAGAGUUAAUUCACAAUCAGGUAAAGGUGGAAGUGCAUGGGUGAUUUUAAGAUCUUUGGGAUUGGAUUUACCUAGACAUCUACAGGUGGCAUUUUCAUCCAUUGUUCAACAUAAAGCUGACCAAUUGGGAAGAGAAUUACAAAUUGAUGAAAUUGUUGAUGUUUUCAAUAAGGAGUAUCUUGUACAAACACCAUUAUCAAUUGUUGAUUUUGAAAUCACCAAGAGUAAAAACGACAACAGAGAAAUAUUUGCCCAGUUGAAUAUUAGUGUUGAUGGACAAGAGAUUGUCAUUAAGGGUGAAGGAAAUGGACCAAUUUCUUCCUUCAUUGAUGCAAUUGGAAAGAAAUUUGGUACAUUGUUUGAAGUUGUCACUUAUCAAGAACAUUCCUUAGGUACAGGAUCAGCCUCCAAAGCAGCUACCUAUGUUCAAUUGAGUUAUUUGAAUGAGGUUGGUGAAAAAGUGACAAGAUGGGGUUGUGGUAUCAAUCAUGAUGUUAGUCAAGCUUCAAUGGACGCUAUUUUAAGUGUAGUUAAUUCAUUGAUUAAUGAAGGUAAAAUUCAGAUACCAAAUUAG